GAGUCCCAAAACCGUUACAACACACGCACAGCAGAUUCUCUCUCUCGCUCUCGCUCUCUGAGAAUCUCCGUUCGAACUUGCUUUCUUCAUUUUCUCUGUGAAACCUCUCUGAGUGAUUUUGAAAGAAAGAAAGAUGGCAGUUCAGUUCAUGUUCAGCGUUCCGGUUCCGGUGACAACACCAAAGCCAAAGCCAGCACCGGAGGCUGAUAAUCGGAUAUGGUCGCUGUACGUGGGAGACCUGGACCCACAAGUCACGGAAGCAGACCUCAUUGAUAAGUUUCGUUUAAUAGGUCCCAUUGCUUCUGUGCGUCUCUGCCGUGAUUCUUUCACCGGCGACUCCCUUCGCUACGCCUACGUCAACUUCUUCACGUCAUUAGACGCGUCCACGGCUUUAUGCUUUCUCAACCACAAGGAUCUCAAAGGAAAACCCAUAAGAAUAAUGCGGUCGCAGAGAUACCCUUUGACAAGAAAAACGGGUAUUGCAAACCUUUUUGUUAAAAACCUUCACCCGUCCAUCACCAGUGCUCAAUUGCAGUCUAUGUUCUCCCGUUAUCUUCAAUAGCAUAUCAUAUGCUGGUAAAUGAUCUCUCUCAUUUCUCUUCCAGUCUAGCCUCCAUAUGCUGGAAAGAUGACAACAACUCUGUCAAAGUCACAUAAUUCCUCGGACUUUUGAAUAAGGCAAAUGCUAGGAGCAGUGUAGAUAUGCCUCUCUAUUGCCCUCUGCUUGAACCUUGUAUUUCUUUGUGAUAUACUUUUUCCUUUUUUUUUUCUCCCUUCUUUGUAAUACAGCACCUAGUAUAAAUCUCUGAUAAGAUCA
Messenger RNA from Ziziphus jujuba (common jujube), 817 nucleotides. RefSeq lists its product as uncharacterized. The transcript is spliced from 2 exons. The record is from RefSeq and is a predicted model, not a curated record. NCBI's taxonomy places the organism in Eukaryota, Viridiplantae, Streptophyta, Magnoliopsida, Rosales, Rhamnaceae. Gene Ontology annotation, cellular component: cytosol; nucleus; ribonucleoprotein complex. Gene Ontology annotation, molecular function: mRNA 3'-UTR binding; poly(A) binding; poly(U) RNA binding. Bases 134 to 562 code for a protein of 142 amino acids.